GCGAGCGAGUGAGCGAGGGCGGGCAAGCGAGCGAGCGAGGCCCGCAGCCUCUCCCGCUGCACCCCGGGUCAGGGUCCACGCCAAGGGCAGGACAAACUUCAUCAGAUAACCCUUCCUGCAGGAUGAAUUAAGGCGAGAGGAUAGUUAAUCGUCAGGCAUGGAGAGCAGUUUGUCCGUUUCCAACAUGCAAGACUCUUCUUCACCCUUGGAAAAACAUGUCGGCUCAGCUAACGGCAAUGGAGACCUUGAUUCAGAGGAAGGUUCGAGCUUGGAUGAAAUUGACUUUAACUGGGGAGAAUAUUUGGAAGAAACAGGUGCCAGGGCGGCUCCUCACACAUCCUUCAAACAUGUUGAAAUUAGCAUUCAGAGCAACUUCCAGCCGGGAAUGAAGUUGGAGGUGGCCAAUAAGAACAACCCAGAUACAUACUGGGUGGCUACAAUCAUCACCACCUGUGGGCAGCUGCUGCUUCUACGCUACUGUGGCUAUGGGGAGGACCGCAGGGCUGACUUCUGGUGUGAUGUGGUCAUAGCAGAUCUUCACCCUGUUGGGUGGUGCACACAGAACAACAAGGUUUUGAUGCCCCCAGAUGCGAUCAAAGAGAAGUACACAGAUUGGACAGAGUUCCUCAUACGUGAUUUGACUGGCUCCCGGACAGCUCCUGCCAACCUGCUAGAAGGUCCUCUGCGAGGGAAAGGCCCUAUAGACCUCAUUACAGUUGAUUCCUUAAUAGAACUUCAGGAUUCUCAGAACCCUUUUCAGUACUGGAUAGUUAGUGUGAUUGAAAAUGUUGGAGGAAGAUUACGCCUUCGCUAUGUGGGAUUGGAGGACACUGAAUCCUGUGACCAGUGGUUGUUUUACUUGGAUUACAGACUUCGACCAGUUGGUUGGUGUCAAGAGAAUAAAUACAGAAUGGACCCACCUUCAGAAAUCUAUCCUUUGAAGAUGACCUCUGAAUGGAAAUGUGCUCUAGAAAAAUCCCUUGUUGUUGCUGCAGAGUUUCCUCUUCCAAUGGAAGUAUUUAAGGAUCAUGCAGAUUUGAGAAGCCAUUUCUUCACAGUUGGGAUGAAGCUAGAAACAGUAAAUAUGAGUGAGCCCUUUCACAUCUGUCCUGCAUCUGUGACUAAGGUUUUUAACAAUCAUUUUUUUCAAGUGACUAUUGAUGACCUAAGACCAGAACCUAGUAAACUCUCAAUGCUGUGCCAUGCGGAUUCUUUGGGAAUAUUGCCAGUACAGUGGUGCCUUAAAAAUGGAGUCAGUCUCACUCCUCCUAAAGGUUACUCUAGCCAGGACUUUGACUGGGCAGAUUAUCACAAGCAACAUGGGGCAGAGGAAGCACCUCCCUUCUGCUUCAGAAAUACAUCCUUCAGUUGGGGCUUCUCAAAGAAUAUGAAACUUGAAGCUGUGAACCCCAGGAAUCCAGGGGAACUCUGUGUGGCCUCCGUGGUCAGUGUGAAGGGGCGGUUGUUGUGGCUGCACUUGGAAGGUCUGCAGUCUCCUGUUCCAGAGGUCAUUGUUGAUGUGGAAUCCAUGGAUAUCUUCCCAGUAGGAUGGUGUGAAGCGAAUUCUUACCCUUUGACUACACCCCACAAAACUGUCUCACAGAAGAAGAGAAAGAUUGCAGUUGUACAGCCAGAAAAACAAUUGUCAUCCACAGUGCCUGUUGAGAAAAUACCUCAUGAUCUUUGCUUAUUCCCUCACCUGGACACUGCAGGAACUGUCAAUGGGAAGUACUGCUGCCCUCAGCUCUUCAUCAACCACCGUUGUUUCUCGGGCCCAUACCUGAACAAGGGGAGGAUCGCAGAGCUACCUCAGUCUGUGGGGCCUGGCAAGUGCGUGCUGGUGCUGAAAGAGGUUCUUAGUAUGAUAAUCAACGCAGCCUACAAGCCUGGAAGGGUAUUAAGAGAAUUACAACUAGUGGAAGAUCCACACUGGAAUUUUCAGGAGGAGACACUGAAGGCAAAAUACAGAGGCAAAACGUACAGGGCUGUGGUCAAGAUUGUCCGAACAUCUGACCAAGUAGCAAAUUUCUGCCGUCGAGUUUGUGCCAAGCUAGAGUGCUGUCCGAAUUUGUUCAGUCCUGUGCUGGUUUCUGAAAACUGCCCAGAGAACUGCUCCAUUCACACCAAAACCAAAUACACCUAUUAUUACGGGAAGAGAAAGAAGAUCAUUAAGCCCCCGAUCGGGGAAAGCAGCACUGAGAGCGGACACCCCAAACCAGCCAGAAGGAGGAAACGACGAAAAUCCAUCUUCGUGCAGAAGAAACGGAGAUCUUCCACUGUGGACUUGACUGCAGGCUCGGGAGAGGAAAGUGAAGAGGAGGACGCAGACGCCCUGGACAAUGACACUGCGAGCGAGGAGACUGGCUCUGAGGUCCGGGACGACCAGACCGACACCUCAUCGGCAGAGGUGCCCUCUGCCCGGCCCCGGAGGGCUGCCACCCUGCGGAGCAGCUCGGAGGCCGCACGCCGGCCACCAGUGGAGAGGGUGCGAAGGAGCCGCCCAGCGCCAGCCAUCGCCUCUCCUGAGGAUGGGGACAAGGGUCUGCCUGCCAGGCCCGAGGGCCCAGAGGAAGCGAAACAGGAGGAAGAGGAAAGGCUUGUACUGGAGAGCAACCCAUUGGAGUGGACUGUCACUGACGUGGUGAGGUUCAUCAAGCUGACAGACUGCGCCCCUUUGGCCAAGAUCUUUCAGGAACAGGACAUUGAUGGCCAGGCACUCCUACUGCUGACUCUCCCAACAGUGCAGGAGUGCAUGGAGCUGAAGCUGGGACCUGCUAUCAAGUUAUGUCACCAGAUCGAGAGAGUUAAAGUGGCUUUCUACACGCAGUAUGCUAACUGAUCCUGUCCUCUUCGAAGGUGGCCUGUAAUCUUGGUGAUGCUGGAUUUGUGAAGGUUUUCAGGACAGAGACUUAGAUUUUUCUGGGAUAUGUGAAAAGGUACAUUCACUCAGUGUCACCAAAAAACCAGAACCCCAGGACCUCCUUCAUUCAACAGCCUAUCUGAUCUCACCAUGUUUUUAAAGCACACUGAAGUACCAUAGCAGUAGCUUCCGGGGAGUGUAUGGUUCUGUGUUAGACCCUGCUGCGUAUGGAAGAGCUCCUUUGUAUAUCUACAUUUCAUCUUUAUCCCACUCUAUACCAUACAGCUUGCUGGGAACAAGGUUUCCUAAGCUGAGGCCAACAUUCUUUGAACACUGAUAUGGGCACAGUCGACAGCUUCUCAAAAGUAACCACAAAGAACAGGAGAUCCCUUGCGGAUAGUUUUUGCUCUAGUCACUCUCAAGCACGUUUAUAGAGCGUCUUUGCUAUAUGCACACAUGACUGAGCUUUAGUGGCACGUGCUACCACUGAAGUUUGAUCUUGGUCACAGCUCCUUUCUUCAACACAGCUGUGAGUGAUGUUUCAGGACAUCAUUAUAAAAAGAUGUGCUUAACCUCCAUCAUC
Messenger RNA from Castor canadensis (American beaver), 3443 nucleotides. RefSeq names its product Scm like with four mbt domains 2 (gene Sfmbt2). Lineage: Eukaryota; Metazoa; Chordata; Mammalia; Rodentia; Castoridae. Gene Ontology annotation, biological process: negative regulation of DNA-templated transcription. Gene Ontology annotation, molecular function: histone binding; transcription corepressor activity; chromatin binding. Gene Ontology annotation, cellular component: nucleus. The record is from RefSeq and is a predicted model, not a curated record.